Aspergillus wentii DTO 134E9 is the source of this 1884-nucleotide messenger RNA. RefSeq names its product WD40 repeat domain-containing peptidylprolyl isomerase. The record is from RefSeq and is a predicted model, not a curated record. The coding region runs from base 1 to 1884 and encodes 627 amino acids. Gene Ontology annotation, biological process: protein peptidyl-prolyl isomerization; protein folding. Lineage: Eukaryota; Fungi; Ascomycota; Eurotiomycetes; Eurotiales; Aspergillaceae. The transcript has 3 exons. Gene Ontology annotation, molecular function: protein binding; peptidyl-prolyl cis-trans isomerase activity.
AUGGCUGAAACGGACGAGCAGUCGCGGUUAUCCUCGAAUAAGCGCCCCCAUUCUUCCGUAGAGGCAGAUGGAGAUGACGACUCAUCCGAUGAUGAUUUCGGCCCUGCUCUUCCCUCCGCAGAUGCACCCAAGAAGAAACGCCGCAAGCUCCCUUUCGAGAAGGUCUACGUGAAUGCGUUGCCCGCAUCGCCUCGGUACUCGAAGUCGCUCAUGCACAAGGACCAAUUGUCCUUUGUCACAGUAUCACCAUUUACAGAUUUCCUUAUUACAACCUCUAUCGAUGGAGUGGUUAAAUUCUGGAAGAAGAUGGCGGUGGGGGUGGAGUUUGUCAAAGAGUUCCGCGCUCACAACGGAGAGGUGAAGAGUGUCAGUGUCAGCGCAGAUGGGAGGAGCUUUGCGACAACAGGGACGGACAAGACAAUCAAAAUUUUCGAUGUCAUCACAUUUGAUCUACUGGCGAUGCUUCCAUUGGAGUUCACACCACGCUGUGUCUGCUGGGUGCACCGACGAGGUGCAUCAUUGCCGCUGGUGGCAGUCACCGAUGAAGAAAGCAGUUUGAUCCAGAUAUUUGAUGGACGAGGAGAAAACCCUACGCCAAUGCACACCGUCAAGUCGAUCCACCGAUUUCCCGUGGCGGCCAUCGCUUUCAACAAUGCCUACGACUGUGUGGUUUCCGCCGACGACUCUGGCAUGAUUGAAUACUGGCGUGCUGGCGACGGAUCGUUUGAAAAGCCAGACAAUGUUUUCGAACUCAAGUCGUCAACCAACCUUUUCGAUUUCAAAAAGUCCAAAUCAACACCCUCAUCGCUGACAAUAUCGCCAUCGGGCGAACAAUUCGCUACCGUCUCCUUCCCAGACCGACAGGUGCGGAUCUUUGACUUUCCCACAGGCAAGCUGUACCGAAAGUACGAUGAGUCGCUGGCCACCAUUACCGCUAUGCAGCAGACAGGCAGCGCGAUCUAUGAACUAGACGAGAUAGAAUUUGGACGCCGUCUCGCCGUGGAACGGGAACUUGAGAACCCUGUUACAAAGCCCAAGAUCAACGUUCUCUUUGACGAGUCAGGCCAUUUCAUCCUCUACGGCUCGCUAUACGGCGUCAAGUGUAUCAACACUUACACAAACCGGGUUGUACGCGUUUACGGCAAGGAAGAGCCAUUCCGCGGCCUUAAUCUGGGAAUGUACCAGGGCCAACCCCAGAAAAAGGGUGUGGUCACAGUGUCCAUGGCUGCAAGUGCCAACCCACUCCUCCAGGAAGCCGAAGAACGCGACCCGAUUCUCGUCAGCACAGCUUUCGCUAAACUUCGCUUCUACCUCUUCACCAACGAAACAGAGGUAUCCAAGUCGACACGCGACGUCCAAAACGAACGACCAACCCAGACAGCCGGCGGCCGGGAAGCAACCACCCAAAAGGCCAGUGAGACGGGCACAUCAGCCGUCCUACACACAACACUGGGCGAUAUCCACCUCCGUCUAUUCCCAUCCGCAGCACCCAAAGCCGUGGAGAACUUUGUCACACACGCACGCAACGGCUAUUACAACAACACCAUCUUCCACCGGGUGAUCCGCAAAUUCAUGAUCCAGGGAGGUGACCCGAUGGGCGAUGGCACGGGCGGCGAGUCCAUCUGGGGCGGAGAGUUCGAAGACGAAUUCUCCACCCUCAAGCACGACAAGCCUUACACCUUGUCCAUGGCAAACGCGGGACCCAACACCAACGGAAGUCAAUUCUUCAUCACGACGGAGAAGACGCCGUGGCUGGAUGGUAAGCAUACUAUUUUCGGUCGUGCCGUGCAAGGGUUGGAUGUUGUGCAUAAGAUCGAGAACAGCAAGACGUACAAAGAGAAGCCGGAGGAUGAUAUCAAGGUUGUUAGUAUCAGUGUGUCAUGA